Closterium sp. Naga37s-1 is the source of this 8712-nucleotide messenger RNA. The record is from the annotation of a GenBank genome assembly. NCBI's taxonomy places the organism in Eukaryota, Viridiplantae, Streptophyta, Zygnematophyceae, Desmidiales, Closteriaceae.
AUGGAGGACGGGAUUUCGGGCGACAGUCGCAAGGCGUCGUCGAGCGACAAGAACCACAUCACGCUGCGCAGUCGGCGCGUGCGCACAUCUGGAAGUAGCGAAAGCAGUGGUCUUUUGGGCGGACGACUCUUAGCUGGCAACGAGCCGCCCGUAUCCGCGAUGUUCCCCGUGACAGCUGUCACUCAGAGCGCCGCCUCGGACGUCGAGCAGCCGCAUGGCGCCUCGCCGUGCGACAAGCGGCGGCAGUCCGCGGAGGAGGGGCUGAGCGUGUACAAGCGGCGGCGCAUGAGCUCCUUGCCGCCCGCCACACACCCGCUCGCUACCCUGCCCACCAAUGCCGUUAGGGUUAGCUCCGCUGCUCCGACCGGGGGAGAGCAGAGCGCGGGAAGCACGGUGAGCACGGCUGGUGCGGAAGCAAAGGCGGAGUGGAGUAGCGGAGACAGGGAAGCCGGCAGAAGAGAUGCGCCUUCUGCUGCUGCCUUGUGCGCGCAAGGAUCUCAGGCGCAGGCGCAGGAACAGGCGGGACCACAAGCAUGCGCAGAGGCGAGCGAUGGGAGGCAGGCAAAUGGGGAGUGGAUGGGGGCCGUUGAUCCCGCUGGUCCCGCGGUACUGGAGGUGGAGGUGGCGGGCGAAGUGGCGGUGGCGCUGCACCGCGUGCCCCCGCGCGCGCCGCCACCCGCGCGGCUGCUGCACCCGCCGGUGGCUUUUGAGAGCUCUGUUGAGCCAGCGACCCUUCGCCCUGCUGUGUGCGUGGUGGAAGCGGGAGGGGGUGCGGAGGUAGCGGCCGUGGCGGUGCUUGCGGCGAGCCCUGUGGCGGGGCAGGCAGGCAGCCCGCACGACUCGAGCCACGAGCACGCGGACGGGGACUCGCUGGGGUGCGGUUCUGACUGCGCCAUCUGCUUCCGCGCGUCAGGGGAAGGGGAUGCAGCGGCGGUGGUGCAGAGCUGUGAGGGGGACGCUGCUGGCACACGCGCUGGGGGGAAAGUGGGUGGAGACAAGGAGAGUGGGGACAAGGGGAGGGACGCCGAUGGUGGGGACAAGGAGAGCCAUGGCACGGACGGCAGCGCAAAGGAGGGGGGUGCGAAGGUCGCGGCUACCAUGCCAGGACCGAAUGGGGUCAUUCCCCGGGGGCCAGGCUCCUGUGGGCAAGCCUCCACUGCCCUGCCCGCCUUGUCCCCCCUUGCUCCCAUGUCCGACUCCCCUUCCCUUGCCCAUACCGGUUCAGGCGCACCCAAACCCGCGGGCGAGGCGGGCAGCCCGUGCGAAGCGGGCAGCCCUUGGGAAAUACCGGGGGCGGGCGGGCAGCAGAGAAGCGAGGGCAAGGCGGAAGGGGGCGAGAAGGGCGGGUUGGAGCGCGGCGUGGGAGGGGUGCAGGCGAGUCACAGGAUGGUGGCUGAGAAGGCUGAGGACGCUUGUGGGGAGGUGAUGGAUACGUGCGAGCAGAUGGGUGGGGAGAAAGGAGACGGUGGGGCCCGAGGAGGAGACUUCACAGCGGACGAGAAGGUUGUAGUGAGGGAAAGCGGUCUGAAAGACUUGGGUAUGGACGAGGUUGAAAUGAAAGUGCCUGUAGAGAUCGAGGGUGCUGCGGUGGUGAAGGAAGAAGGAAGCGGUGAUGCUGAGGGAGAUACAGGCAAGGCGAGUGCUGGCAGCAGAGAGAAGAAGGUUGGCAGCAGAGAGAAGAAGGUUGGCAGCAGCGAGAAGAAGGUUGGCAGCAGCGGUGGUGUGAAGCGGGAAGAUGAGGUGACAGUGAAGGCAGAGCGAUCAGGGAACGAGGGUGGUGGUUUAGCAGAGGGGGAGGGCAGAGCAGUGGGAGGGGGUGGGAGUGAGGGAGGAGGGGAGGCGGCCAUGCUGGUGGAUGAUCCCGACGAGGACGACCUCGCCUGCAGCAAGCGCCGCCUCUUCCCCGAUGGCCCCCCUCUGCCUGCUCCGCCUGCUGCUGCCCCCCGCCCUCCUCUUCCUCCUCCGCCUGCUCCCACCGGGCCUGCAGUGGCAGCAGCGCGGGUGCAGGUGAAGUGCGAGGCGGGUGAGAGCGAGGGUGUGCCUGUGAAACGCGUGACUGUGACUCAUGCCGCUGCUCCUGCUGCUGCCAAGGCUGCUGCCCAUGCACGGCUGGACAAGAAGGGGGGGCAGCAGGUGCGGGAGGAGGCGGAAGGAGGUGCAGCAGCAGCAGCAGGGCAGAGUGACAAGAGCCGGCUGACGCCAAAGCGGCGGCGGCUGAUAGAGAGCUACGUUGACCGGCUGAUGGCCGACCUGCAGCGCCCUCAGUGGAUGGAGCUGCCAUUGGCUGGAGUGGAUCCAAGGGCUCUCAUCGGCCGACUGUGCAAGGUGUACUGGCCGCUGGACGAGCGGUGGUACGCGGGGCUGGUGUAUGCAUAUGACGCGCGCACGGGCAAGCACCAGGUGCGGUACGACGAGACGGAGAGCGAGUGGCUGCGCAUGGCAGCUGAACGCAUCAAGCUGCACCUCCCCCGCCACGACCCCCUCCUCGCUCUCUGCCCCACCCCCCCUCCCCCUCCCCCUGCUGCUGCUUCUGCUCCUCCCGCUGCUGCUGCUUCUGCUGCUGCUGCUUCCGCUCCUGCUGCGGCUGCCACGUGUGCCACGGCCCCCCUGGUGGAGGAUUGUGGGAAGGAGGAGGGCAGCAGGGACGGCGGCGAUCCAGGGUGUGAGAGAGAGGAGGAGCAGGGGAGGGAGGAGGAAGGGGAGGACGAACGAAGCGGGGACGAGGGGGAGGAGGAUGAGGACGAGGAGGGGGGAGUGGAGUUGGUUGGGGAGGGAGGGAAGGCGGCAAAGGGUGGCAAGGGGAGGGGGUGGCGGGGCAGGCGGGGGUGGCAGGGGCGGGGGCAGGGCGGGCGCGAGCUGGCGGAGCUGGCAGCGAGCAUGGCGCGGGACAUGGACCCUGCUCGCGCUGCUGUGCUGGCUGCUGCUGCCAUGCUCUCCUCCUCCACCCGCACUGCGCCCAGAGACCACAGGGCCGCGGACCAGGGGGCUGCGCCCAAGGCCAAGGCGGAGGGGCCAGAGGCGGGGGCGGGAGGGGGGGCUGUUCGGCGGGAGGGCACAGGGGCGGGCAUGGCAGGGGGGACGGGGGGGCCGCUGGAGGAGCUGAAGCUGGGGCGGUUUGGCGCCAAGGAGCUGGUGUGGGCACGCGUCAAGGGGCACCCAGCAUGGCCGGCCAUGGUGUUGGAUCCGGCAGUGGCGGAGCGAGUGGGGCUGCGGGCGGUGAGGGAGGGCGGGGCGGGGGAGGUGCUGGUGCACUUCUUCGGCUCCUACGAGUGCAGCAUCGUUGCCGCCUCUGCCGCCUGCCCCUUCCUGCUCGGCCUCGCCAAGGGGCUGCACAACAAGAGCAAGGCCGCCUGCUUCAAAACAGCGCUCCAUGAAGUCGAAAGGUUCCUGCUGGUGGAGGAGCUGCCAGCGAAGAUGGCGUUCCUGCACGGAUCGGGGUCGGAGGAGGGCAGCGACGAGGGCAGUGAGGAGUCGGGGAGUGAUGGGAGCAGCGCGGAGGGCAGCGAGGGGGCGAGCGAGGAGGGCAGUGAGCGGCAGAGUGGAAGUGGGGAGGGCAGCCAGAGCAGUGGCGAGGAGGGGAAUGGGGCAGCAGAGGCGGAUGAGCGCAAGGGGUUGAGGGCGGCAGGCAGCGCGGGCAAGAGUGGGGCUGAGGUGGGGGGACGGGCAGCAGUGGUGGGAGGCAAGGUGGUUGAUGGGCGUGGCGUGGGGCAGGCAGGAGCAAGUUCAGGGGGGUGUGGAGAGGCAGAUGGGGAGGGGGACGGGAAGGUAGGGGAGGCGAGGAGGAGCGGGGGGCAGGCAGUGGGGUCGGAUGCGGUGAUGGGGGGUGACUCCGCCACCACGGCCACGUCCCCGCCGUCCCUGCCCCUGCACAUCGGCUCCCUCACCCUGCUCUCCCUCGGUGCGCCCCCCUCCUCCCUCACCCUGCUCUCCCUUGGUGCGCCCCCCUCCUCGCCCCUUUUUCUCAUUCGCUUCCUCCGAGCACCUUCACCCCACUCCUCCCAUGCAUGUGCCCCAACCCAACCCAACCCUUGCGAAGCCACCUUUGCAGCCUCCCACACCUCCCCCUUCCCCCCGUGCCCACAGGGCGAGUGCUGCCGGGCGAGCCUGGCUUCCACACGGCGCAGCACAUCUACCCUGUCGGCUACAAGGCUGUCCGCCCCUUCCCCUCCGCCCAAGGUGUGUUCCGCCCCUUCCCCUCCGCCCAAGGUGUGUUCCGCCCCUUCCCCUCCGCCCAAGGUGUGUUCCGCCCCUUCCCCUCCGCCCAAGGUGUGUUCCGCCCCUUCCCCUCCGCCCAAGGUGUGUUCCGCCCCUUCCCCUCCGCCCAAGGUGUGUUCCGCCCCUUCCCCUCCGCCCAAGGUGUGUUCCGCCCCUUCCCCUCCGCCCAAGGUGUGUUCCGCCCCUUCCCCUCCGCCCAAGGUGUGUUCCGCCCCUUCCCCUCCGCCCAAGGUGUGUUCCGCCCCUUCCCCUCCGCCCAAGGUGUGUUCCGCCCCUUCCCCUCCGCCCAAGGUGUGUUCCGCCCCUUCCCCUCCGCCCAAGGUGUGUUCCGCCCCUUCCCCUCCGCCCAAGGUGUGUUCCGCCCCUUCCCCUCCGCCCAAGGUGUGUUCCGCCCCUUCCCCUCCGCCCAAGGUGUGUUCCGCCCCUUCCCCUCCGCCCAAGGUGUGUUCCGCCCCUUCCCCUCCGCCCAAGGUGUGUUCCGCCCCUUCCCCUCCGCCCAAGGUGUGUUCCGCCCCUUCCCCUCCGCCCAAGGUGUGUUCCGCCCCUUCCCCUCCGCCCAAGGUGUGUUCCGCCCCUUCCCCUCCGCCCAAGGUGUGUUCCGCCCCUUCCCCUCCGCCCAAGGUGUGUUCCGCCCCUUCCCCUCCGCCCAAGGUGUGUUCCGCCCCUUCCCCUCCGCCCAAGGUGUGUUCCGCCCCUUCCCCUCCGCCCAAGGUGUGUUCCGCCCCUUCCCCUCCGCCCAAGGUGUACCCGCGUGUGGUGGUGAAUCACGUGAUGGAGAUCCUUCAGCAGGCGCCCCCUCCUCCUCCUCCCCCUCCUCCUCCGCCCCCCACUGCUGCUGCACCAGCGCCAGCAGCAGCGCCAUUUGUGCCCUCGGGGGAAGGGGCAUGGCGGCGCCCCCAGCUGCGCCAGACACCACAGCGCAUGCAGCAGCAGCAGCCCAAGGGGGGCAAGAAGCCACAGCAGAAGAAGCAGCCGCCUGGCGCCUCCGGGACUGCUGGAAACACCCCAGUGCCUGGUGGUCCAAUCUUCCGAGUCACCCCAGAAGGCUCUGAUCCGGUGGAGGGCCCAUCACCGGGCGAGUGCUGGCGCAUCAUCCAGAGGCGCGUGGCGGAGGCCAAGCGCCUGCUGCUGCAGCACCUGCACCCGCCCAGCACUGGCGCAGGGGGAGGGGCAGGCGGAGGGGCAGGGGCAGUUACGGGGGCAGGGACAGGGGGUGGAGGCACGGGGGGAGGGGAAGGGAGGGCGCAGAGGGGCGGGGGGCCGAUGAUGGUGCCGCUGGCGGUGCUGCUGCAGCGAGGCGAGGGCAGCGGUGGUGCGGUGCUGCGUGCUGGAGCAGAUGCAGAGGGGACCGGUGGUGGCAGGACAGGCGCGGAGGCAGAGGCGGGUGAUGGUAGCCGGGCAGGGGCGGCAGAGGCAGGGGGGGGUGAUGGGGGCAAAGCAGGUGCAAGGGCGGAGGAGCAAGAGAGAAUAGCAGCGGUAACGAGCGGUGGCCGUGGGGCGGAGGAUGGGCAGGCACAGAUUGAAGGCACACAGCGGACAGAGAGGGAUGGUGGGGGCGGGGGCAGAGAGGGCGCUGUGGGGCAGGGAGGGGCAGAGGCGGAAGCAAUGGAGGUGGAUGGGGGCGGAGGGGACGAGAGGGGGGACACAGCAGCAGGCGUCCAAGGGGCUUCGUCCCAGGGGGGGCUGCCUGCAGGGGACCCUCUCAGGUGGGCCUUCCCCCCCGCCUCUGCAGCGCGCCCCCUCGCCGCCUCCCCCUCAUCCGCGCCCCCGCUCACCCCCUCCCCCCUGCGGCCGCCGUGGCAGGCGCUGCCAGCACAGGGCACAGGGGGCGGGGCAGCGCAUGGCAGUGGCAGCCCGCGGUGUGGGGGUGAGUGUGGUGGGGUGAGUGGGGGGUGGGGCGGCAGCGGUGGCAGCUGUGGCAGCGGGGGCAGCAGGGGCAGCGGGCGGUGUGGGGCAUGGCUGCCGUCGCACCACGUGCGGUCGGGGGCACAGAUGUUCGGCCUCACUCACCCACGAGUGGCGCAGCUCAUUCAGGGUCUGCCCAACGCCACCCACUGCCAGCAGUUCACCGCGUGGGUCAACGCCCCUCGCCCUGCGCCUGCUUCCAACACUGCGGACGCCAGCAGGGGCGAGAGGGCGCGACAGGCCAGUGCGCCGGCAAAGCAGCAGGGGGAGGCAGCGCAGGGGGCGCGGGCGGGGGCCGUGGUGGUGAAGGAGUCGCGGCUGCCGGCGGGGUUCAAAGCGGUGGAGUACCGGCAGGCGUCCCUCGACCGCUGCGACGUGUGCUGCCUCUCCGAGGAGUACGAGGACGACCAGCUGCUGCAGUGCGACAGCUGUCGCAUCAUGGUCCACAUGGCGUGCUACGGCGUCAGAGAGCCGCCAGAUGGCGGGUUGUGGCUGUGCGACGUGUGCAGCAAGUACGAGCGGCAGGGCAAGCGCGAUGCCAAGCCCCUCUGCUGCCUCUGCCCCGUGCAAGGGGGAGCCAUGAAGCGGACGGUGCAUGGGCUGUGGGCGCACCUGGCAUGCUCUCUCUGGAUCCCAGAGACGUCGUUUGUGAACAUCAAGCGCAUGGAGCCCGUCACUGGCUUUGAUGACAUCCCCAAGGCGCGGUGGCAGCUGCGGUGUUGUGUGUGCCGCAUCCCCCACGGGGCGUGCAUACAGUGCGCGGCAGGGCAGUGCUACACCGCCUUCCACCCGCUCUGCGCCAAACUCAAGGGCUACCCCAUGCUGACGUUGGACAUGAGUGAGGAGAGCAUGGAGCGCAGCCGGCUGCACGGCACGGUGGUGGGGUCCGUGGCCAUGAUCUGCUUCUGCCCGCGCCACCGCGCGCGCGCCAAAGCCCUCCACGCCACGCCCUCCCUCCCCCCCCACCCCUCCGCGCCCUCCCCCUCCCCCGAACCCACCGCCGCUGCUGUUCCCCCUCGCCCGCCCUCCCCCACCUCUGCCCCAGCCACAUCCGCUGCUGCUGCUGCCUCCCUCGGCCCCUCCGAUCCACUGCCCAAAGUCCUCCCCAUGUCGCAGCUGCUCUGCCACCCCUCGCCCUCGCAGCUCCCUUCCCCCUCCGCCGCCCCUGCUGCUCUGGGCAGUGAGCAGGCUGAGAGGGGGAGAGAGGGGAUGGGAGGGAGCGAGGGCGACAGAGAAGAGGGCGGUGGGGGUAGGGAGGGUGCGAGAGAGACUAGGAGCGGUGGAGGUGUGAGGGCGGGGAGAGAGGGAAAAGGAGGGGAGAAUGAGGGUGGCAGUGGGAGUGGCAGCGAGAGUGGGUGGAGUGAGAGCAGUGGAACAGGAGGGGGUAGCAGUGAGGGCGGGUGUGAGAUGGACAGCAGCCGGCGGGAUGUGCCACCAGGUGGCCGGGCGGGCGGAGAGAGAGUGCUGUGCGCUCGAACAGAGCCCUUUGACGCGCGCAUACGGAGGGGGCGCAGGGAGCCGGAUGCGGUGGCGGCGUUCCUGACGAAGCGGUCGUUUCUGGAGAACGUGCCCUUCGCCAUCUGUGGCCGGCGCCAGGAGCAGCGCCGCGUGCACGGCCCCUCCGUGGUGGAGGCGGUGCGAGCGCACAUGCAGCACGCCGCCUCCCACCCCGCCCAGGAGCUCGGCUCCAAGGACGGGCACGUGGGCACAGUGGGGGAGGGGCGCGGCAGGGCAGGGCAGCACGAGGUGUGCCGUGACGCGGAGGGUGUGAGGGACGUGGGGCCGGGGGGGGGCGUGCAUGUGAGUAGGCUGCGGCGGUUGCUGCACUCGGGGCUGGUGGGUGGCGCGGAGGGGCAGGAGGGGCAGGCGGGCAGUGGGGAGGGCGAGGUGCGGUCGAUGUCGGACCGCUUCCGCCGCAUGAAGUCCACCCAGCAGCAGCGCCUCGCCUUCGGCAAGUCAGCCAUCCACGGGUGGGGUGUGUUCGCCAAGACGCCUCAUCGGGCCGGGGACAUGAUCAUAGAGUACGGGGGCGAGGUGGUGCGGCCAGUGGUGGCAGACUUGAGGGAGAGGCGCUGCUAUGACUCACUCGUGGGAGCGGGCACGUACAUGUUUCGGAUCGACAGCAACCGAGUGGUGGACGCCACCAAGGCGGGCACCAUAGCACACCUCAUCAACCACUCCUGCAACCCCAACUGCUACUCGCGGGUGGUGCAGGCGAGUGCGGAGGAGCGCAUUGUCAUCUUCGCCCGGCGGGACAUCAUGGCUGGCGAGGAGCUCACCUACGACUACAGGCACGGCCCUGAGCCCUCCCCUCCCCUCCCCCCCCCCCCCCCCCCCUCCCCCCCACUUGCCGCACGCCCACUCUCAAUCGCCUUCCACGCCCCUAUGCCUCCCAACCGUGAUCCAUCCACUCUCCUCCCUCUCAGGUUUGACUCGCAGGACGAGCAGCUGGCGUGCAACUGUGGCAGCAGCGGGUGCCGUGGCGUGGUCAACAUUCUGAGGGGCCACGACGACCACGCCGAUGGAGACGUGGCCAUGUGGGCCCCUCGCAGCGAGCUGCUGCCCUGGCAGCCGCCCACCGCCCCCCUGUGA